ACACGACACGUUUGUUUUCAUAUACAACCACCCGUUUGUUUGCGUACUGUCAUGGACACGUGUUUGUAAAGGACUGAGCCUGCAAAAUAUGGCAGCACCCGGUGGUUAUGGAGGACCUCCACCUCAACAAUGGAAUGCCGGCAUGGGGGGACCACCUCCGGCUGAUUUUCGACAUGGUCAAGGGCCACCAAGGCAUCCACUGGCCCAAGGCCCACCUCAGAGAGGCCCUCCACCAAUGCAAGGGAUGCCACAGUUUCAGGGAUAUGGUCAAGUCGGUGGUUUCGGACAAAUGGCACCGAUGCCUCCCCCGCCGCCGCCACCACCACCACAAGGAAAACCACCUCCAAUGGAAUUUACAGACUUAGCCAACUUGGACGAAGCAGCAUGUAAACAAGCUAUGAUUGAAUUUGUCAACCAGAAUUGUUGCUAUGGCAAGAAACCAGCCAAUGAAAUGAGUCUUUCUAAAGCCAUAGGAUUAACGGCUUUACAUUAUACACUUGAGACAUUCUGUGAAGGAAGGGACACGGGAUAUGUCAAUGAACCAUAUAGAGGUGGACCUGUGGAUGGACCCCAGAAUGGCCCACCACCUCCUCCAUGGGCAAUUCCAUGUCAACCAAACAGAAUGUUUGAAACCCACACAAAGGAAAUGGAAGUUCCACACACAGCUACUGUCAGGCCUUGUCAUGACUGUGAUGCCCGAGGAUACCACCGAUGUUGGAGAUGUGGUGGAUGGGGUCAGACUCAUUGUGACAGUUGUGGAGGUGAUGGACGGGUUAUGCGAACUGACCACGAGGGGAACCAGCGUAUGGAAGGAUGUCACAGAUGUGGAGGGGACGGUCGUUGUCACUGUGAUACAUGUGGUGGAGAUGGACGUAUUACAUGUGAUACUUGUGAUGGAUACAGGCAAAUGAAGUGCUACAUUAAGUUAACAGUUACAUAUACCAAUCACAACGUAGACCACAUAAUAGAAAGAACUGACAUGCCUGAUGAACUGGUUAGAUGUGCCAAAGGUGAAACUAUUUUUGAACAAGUGAUGACGCAGGUUUUUCCAAUCACCUCAUACCCUGUGGUGGAGAUUAAUGAUAAUUCUGUUCGAUUGGUCAAUUCUCAUAGAACUGCAUUUCCAAAUGAAAGACAGCUUCAGCAGAGACAAAGAUUGCGUGCUGUGCCAGUAACUGAAGCUAACUACACCUGGGAGGACUUUAGUUCAAGAUUCUGGGUCUAUGGACUAGAAAGAAAAGUCCAUGCACCUGAUUACCCUCAACAAUGCUGUUGGGGAUGUUCUAUAUUGUAAAUCGUCAGAUAACAAAAGGUUUUCUGAUGUUCUUUCUCUUUGUUAGGUAUUUUGAGUAAAUUUUGUAUUGCCUGAUUGGAUCUGUCAAAACCAAUAUUUUCAUUUAGUGUUCAAUCAACUAUUAAACCAGGAAUAUAUAAAAUCAUCAAUCUGAAGACUAACUAUUAUGUCUGUCUGUAUCUGUAUUGGGAUUAUUUCAUUGGGUAAAAACGAAAUAAUAUUAUGUAUUAAAGAGCUAUUAUUUUCACAUAAUCAUAUACACAAAAAAUUGAUUGAUUUUGUUUACUCAUUGUUUUUACGAUGUUUUUACUGAUACGAGACUUAUGACAGUCUCAAGAAGUAUUUUGUUUACAUUAUAUAUUUUUGAUGUUUCUGAUAUAUAAUAACAAUAUUCAUAUGAGUUGCAUGAUAACAUGCUGCCAAAAUAUCUUUACAAAAAUACUGAACCGGCAUUAUCUUCUUUAUCAGAUAUAUUGACUUUUUAUAUAGAAUGCAUUUAUCUUUAUUAUUACCUUUUCUUUCUAGCAAGCUGUAAUGUGUUGAUUUUUUACUGUUAGGUCUUGAGUAUACUGUUUUUUAUAUCAUUUCUGAAAUUAAGUGAAUUCUUUGCAAAUUGUCAAAUUAACCUAUUUUUUCGGAUAAAUACUGAAAUGUGACUCUAACUUUGCCAAGUCUAAGUCUCUAGCAUAUUCAUUAUUGGUAUGGUCUUGUAUUUAAUGUCAUAUACCUAUUCGUUAAGUAGCUAUAGAAUAGUUAAGAUGAUGUUUUGCAAUCUACAAAUAGAGAUUACUAUGUGUGCAAUAUGUUAUUCAAAUAAUAUUCAACACAUGUUUUAUACUUGAAGGAGAAUUAUCAAAAUUGCAAGUUGCAAUCAACUAAAGCAUAAUAAUGAUUAGCAUUAACUCAAAUUUAUAUUUCUUCAAAAACACUAUGAUUAAUAUAUGAAUACAUGUAUGUAGAUAAAUUUAUUGUGUAGAAUGACAGUAUUACAUGUUCAACAAUCACCUUUAUUCUGUGAUAGUAUUUUUAUUAUUUUAUCUUUUAAUCCAAUGAGAAUAUAAACUGUUAGUAGUAAUCCUAAAAUGCAAAUGUAUUUUUUUCAAUAUAACUUUCAACUCUUA
Messenger RNA from Mytilus californianus (California mussel), 2415 nucleotides. Its product is annotated as protein SSUH2 homolog. The record is from RefSeq and is a predicted model, not a curated record. NCBI's taxonomy places the organism in Eukaryota, Metazoa, Mollusca, Bivalvia, Mytilida, Mytilidae. The transcript has 11 exons. Bases 89 to 1294 code for a protein of 401 amino acids.